Adineta ricciae is the source of this 1311-nucleotide messenger RNA. Lineage: Eukaryota; Metazoa; Rotifera; Eurotatoria; Adinetida; Adinetidae. The record is from the annotation of a GenBank genome assembly.
AUGUUGAAUCGAGUCGAAGCAAGGUAUUUUGGCAUAGGACUGAUCUUACGGAUAUUUUUCGUGUUCUUUCAAUCUACAACGCGGCAUUAUUUCGAAAAUAGUGGAGAAUUCGUUACGCCAUUGAAUUCUUGGAAACGAAUAAUUGAAGGAAUUUACUUACGUCAACUGAAUGUUUCACCCUUCCUUGGAUCAAUUGUACAUGAAACACCGCUCUCCUUGCUUCUCUUUACAAAAUUAUAUAUAUUCAAAGAUGAAUAUAUCGAAGUGCUAUUUAUCAUUCUCGACCUUCUAAGUGCAUUUUUCACCUACAAAGCUGCGCAUCAUAUUCUAACUCAUCUUUAUGAUCGACAAACAGAAAACAAAUCAGCGUAUAAAGAAGAUAGCAAAGUCCUAUGGUUAACCAAAGAUCACGUACAAAAAAGUGCUCAUACAGUGUUACUUUGUGCAAUGGUUAAUCCGCUAUCGAUUGGCACGUGUGUGGCAAAGUCGAGCUUGGUCAUUCAUAACUUAUUAUUGACAAUGACUUUUUAUUUCUUCAUGACAUAUCGAUUGAUUCCAUUUAUUUUCACAUUAUGCUUGGCGAGUUCGAUUUCGAUGUAUCCGAUCGUGUUAAUCGUACCAGGUUUACUUCAAUUUUCAUCCAAUGCUAAUAACAAAAGAUCAAUCGUUCGAAUGUUUCUGGUGUUUGCUUUGUUUGUUUGUACAAAUGUUACAUUAUUAUUUGUAAAUUUUCAUAUUAAUCAUCAAUCAUGGUCAUUUAUUGACGCGAUUUAUCAUUUUAUAUUUUAUGUACCGGAUUAUACACCCAACACUGGCAUAUUCUGGUACUUUUUUACGGAAAUGUUCGAGCAUUUUCGUUCGUUAUUCGUUUGGACAUUCCAGAUGCAUGUUUUACUAUUGUACUUAUUUCCUUUCACUAUACGUUUGAGAAACGAGCCAGCAUUCUUAUUUUGGUUGUUAUGUGCGAUAUUUUGUAUAUUUAAAUCGUAUCCAGCCUAUGGUGAUGUCGCAUUUUACAUCAAUUAUUUACCAAUCUGGUGCUUUCUCUUUCGUUAUGUUCGCAAUGGUCUUGUCAUUGUUUGUAUGAUACUCGUUGCAAUGUUAAUGACACCUAUCACAUGGUAUUUGUGGAUCUAUGCUGGUAGCGCGAAUGCAAAUUUCUAUUUCGCUAUGACAUUGGUGUUCAAUGUAGCUCAGACAUUUCUCCUUUCUGACUUACUUUACGCAUAUUUAAAACGACAAUUCUUCCUGAAAAAUGGUUUAAACAUUCCAAAUAUCAACGGCAAGGAAGGCCAAGUCGAAUUUCUGUAA